Racocetra persica is the source of this 257-nucleotide messenger RNA. NCBI's taxonomy places the organism in Eukaryota, Fungi, Glomeromycota, Glomeromycetes, Diversisporales, Gigasporaceae. The record is from the annotation of a GenBank genome assembly.
UGCUCUCAAGUUUAGGCAAUCUCCGUGGAUGAAAGAAUAUAUUGAGGAAAAUAUUCGCAAACGCAAAAUAGCCAAGGUUAAUGGAGAUGAAUUUGGGGUUAUGUAUUAUAAGCUAAAAAAUAAUGCUGUCUUUGGUAAACAGAUGGAGAAUGUCCGUAAACAUAUAAGAGUAGAAUUACUCCGAACAGAAGAGGAUAAAAAAAUCAGGCGCUUAGCAAGUUCACCAUUAUAUGUAGGCUUUAAAGCAUUCGAAGGGG